Messenger RNA from Cololabis saira (Pacific saury), 1046 nucleotides. RefSeq names its product peptidylprolyl isomerase E (cyclophilin E) (gene ppie). Lineage: Eukaryota; Metazoa; Chordata; Actinopteri; Beloniformes; Belonidae. Gene Ontology annotation, cellular component: intracellular membrane-bounded organelle. The transcript is spliced from 10 exons. The record is from RefSeq and is a predicted model, not a curated record. Gene Ontology annotation, molecular function: peptidyl-prolyl cis-trans isomerase activity; RNA binding. Bases 8 to 916 code for a protein of 302 amino acids. Gene Ontology annotation, biological process: protein folding; protein peptidyl-prolyl isomerization.
GUCAAACAUGGCGGCCAGCAAGCGGGUGCUGUAUGUGGGCGGCUUGGCAGAAGAGGUGGAUGAGAAGGUGUUGCAUGCAGCUUUUAUCCCGUUUGGAGACAUCACAGACAUCCAGAUCCCUCUGGACUAUGAAACUGAAAAGCACAGAGGAUUCGCGUUCAUUGAAUUUGAGCUGGCAGAGGAUGCUGCAGCAGCUAUUGAUAACAUGAAUGAAUCAGAACUUUUUGGGCGGACUGUCCGUGUCAACAUUGCAAAGCCCAUGAGAAUUAAAGAGGGUUCUUCUCGACCAGUGUGGUCGGAUGAUGACUGGCUGAAGAAAUUCUCAGGGAAGACGGUGGAGGAAGCCGAGGCAGAGACGGCAGCCGGAGAAACAAAUGCCACAUCAACAGAGGAGUCUGAGCCACCGUCUAAAAAGAGCAGAGUAAAUCCACAGGUCUACAUGGACAUCAAGAUCGGCAACAAGCCGGCAGGCAGGCUGCGCUUCCUCCUCAGGGCUGAUGUUGUUCCCAUGACAGCAGAGAACUUCCGCUGUUUGUGCACACAUGAAAAGGGCUUUGGCUACAAGGGCAGCAGCUUCCACCGUGUCAUCCCUCAGUUUAUGUGCCAAGGAGGCGACUUCACCAACCACAACGGUACCGGUGGCAAAUCCAUCUACGGCCGGAAGUUUGAUGAUGAGAACUUUGUCCUCAAACACACCGCUCCAGGGCAGCUCUCCAUGGCCAACUCUGGGCCCAACACCAACGGAUCCCAGUUCUUCCUCACCACGGACAAAACGGACUGGCUGGAUGGCAAGCAUGUGGUUUUUGGAGAGCUGGUGGAAGGGAUGGAUGUUCUCCGAGCGAUAGAGGCUAAGGGAACAAAAGAUGGGAAGCCGAAGGAGAAAGUGAUCAUCUCGGACUGUGGAGAAUAUGAGUGAAUGGAAAAGAAUAGUCUAAAUGUGUUUGUGUGUACGAGAGCACACUGUUGAGGGCUCUUGUGCUUUGAAUCUGAAUCUUUUGCCAUGUAAAUAUUUCAAUAAACAUUUUUUAAUAAAGAAAGCAAACGUU